CAGGUGCGCUGCGCCUGGGCUACGAUGAGGAGCGGCUGGGGCGCUCCGGGUUAGCGAGGUUCGCCCGCCACUAUGGGGCUGCUCGGGCCCCCGCUUCUGGCUCUCCUAGGGCUGGGACUGGGGCUGAGGCUGGCUGGGGCUGGCGAGACGCCGCUGAACUCCAGUUUAGGUCUUCUUGAAUUUUCUUUGGGGAAAUUUAAACACUUCAUGCUCAACAAGCCCUUUACAGAAGCUGUCUUGCAUCACAUUGCCAGCAAUGUCACAUUUAUAAUCUUCCAAGUGCAUUCUCAGUACAAGAAUGUGACCGUCUCUUUCUACAAGGUCUGGAUGGAGAGAGCUUCAGGAACAGGGGUGGACAAAGGACUAGUUUCCAUUCUCAGACCAGAACAGAGCAUUUGUACAUGGUACCUGGGGACUUCCGAAGCUGACAACAUCUGGAGUGUGGCUGUUCCACUUUCUUAUUCAGAAAAGGAUCCUAUCCCUGGAGGCUGUAAUCUGGAGUUUGAUUUUGAUGUGGAUCCUAACAUUUACUUGGAGUAUAAUUUAUAUGAAACAAUGAUCAGAUUUGCCCCAGCAAAUCUAGGAUAUGCCAGAGGCUCAGACCCCAGCCCUUGUGAUGUGGGCACUGGCCAGGACUCCAGGUGGCGGUUGCAGUAUGAUGUCUAUCAGUACUUUUUGCCCGAGAACAACCUCACAGAAGAGGUGCUGCUAAGUCACACACAGAAGAUGACCGUAGUGUCUCAGGUGGAAGCUAAUGGCUUCAAAGUUGCUACUCUAAAAUCUAGUGAGAAGACCAUUGUUUACUUCUCCUCUGUCCCAGGACAGGGUGUAAUUUAUAAUGUUAUUGUACGGGACCCAGUUUUAAAUACAUCGGCUGCUUAUGUUCCUGUUCACACAUAUGCCUGUCACUUCAAUACAGUCCUAGAUAAUUGUUCUUCUCUUGGAAGGCUUUCAACCAAAGUGUUUUUCACUAUUUUUGCUGUCCUUGGUCUCUUCAUUUGUUUCUUCGGACACAGAUUCUGGAAAACAGAACUAUUCUUCAUAGGAUUUAUCAUCGUGGGAUUCUUUUUUUAUAUACUGAUUACAAGAUUAACUCUUCUUCAGUAUGAUGAUCGCCUGGUUCUGACCGCAGUUGCUGGAGGCCUUGGCGGGAUUCUCCUGGUCCUGGUUUGGUGGAGAUUUGGGUUGAUCCUCAUUUGCAUGCUCUGUGUUGGACUGGUCCUGGGAUUCCUCGCCUCAUCUGUGGCUUUCUUUACUCCUCUAGGAGACUUGAAGAUUUUUCAUGACGAUGCUGUGUUCUGGGUGGCUUUUUCUUGCAUGGCCAUUGCGAUUCCGGUACUUUUCAUAGGUUGCCUAAGAAUUCUGAAUAUACUGGCUUGUGGAAUAACAGGCUCCUACUCUGUGGUCCUAGCUAUCGACAGCUAUUUUUAUACCAGCCUUUCCUACAUCACUUUGAACAUACUCAAGAGAGCAGUCAAUACCCAUUUCAACAGAGCUUACACCAAGGUGCCUUUUCAAACUAACGAUUUUGUCAUUCUGGCCACUUGGGGCAUGCUGGCUGUGAGCGGGAUCACAGUCCAGAUCCGGAGAGAAAGGGGACGGCCAUUUUUCCCUCCCCAUCCCUACAAGAUGUGGAAGCGAGAGCGAGAGCGGAGAGUCACCAACAUCCUGGACCCCAGCUACCAUGUGCGGCCGCUGAGAGAGAGACUGGCCAGCCGCUUGGCCGAAUUCCGGCAGCUCUUUCAGCCGGAGGAAGUGGCAGCGGGAGAGAGGACGCCGUUGCUGCUGUGAUGUGGGACACGAUGCCUCCCGUGGCUGCUCCCUGCUGUGCUACGGCCCCCACGGCCUGAGAAAUCCAGCCUCUCAGGGACAGACAGACAUCCUGCUUGCCCGUUGCCUCGGGGCUUGUUCCGGAGCCUUUGGCUCAUCCUGUUGCUAAGUGUGGAAUGAGAGAAGGCAGGAAAUGGCUAUAUUUGAUGGCAAGGAAACAUUUUCCCAUUUUCAGUGAUCUGAAGAGAGCAGUUUAAUGUUCAACUUAAUCCAUUUAAUGUAAGCACUGAGGAAGGAGAAUUAGGUGUGGAGUGGACAAACGGAGGCUCCAGCUCAUUGUCCUGUCACUCUUGAAAUCCUUCCUCUCCCCACCCUUCUAGUGUUUUUUAUUUGUCUAAUUAUGGUGGUGGUAUAUGGAAAGCUCAUGCAGGGGAUGGGCCGGAGACCCGACAGUGCACUUGCUGCCAGGUGAGCACGAAUGGUCCUGAGUACACUCUGAAUUUGAGAGAAUAGAGAGAGAUGAAGAAUGGCUCCUUUAAUUAUCUAUCAUCAGCCGACCCAGUCUCCUUUCUCUUUCUUAGACCUCUGUAUCCUUUCUUAUUAGAUAACGUUUUAGAAAAGGCAUCCUUUGUUUAUUUUGUGGCUUAAGUUAGAAUGAUCAUCUCUGAGACUCAGAGGCAAGCAAUUAUAGAUAAUGAAGGAUGGUGACUAAUUUAGUUUCCAAAUCCAAAUAAACGGCCAUUUUUGCCUUUCUCUGGGCAUUUCCAACAAAACACUAAAAUAAACCUCUAACAUGUUGUUUGGGAAUAGGUUAACUUGCAUUUUUCUUUUAGAAAAGAAUUUACUCAGCUUUCGUUUUCUGUUCUAAAAAUUCAAACCGAACCAAGUGAUUUUUGUAAGGUGACUUUUAUUUGCUGGCAUCACUUGCCUGACAGUGUCUUCCUGGAGGCUCUCGCUGCCUGGGUGGUCAAAAGCAAAUUUAGUGGAGAGGAGGGGAAAGAUGUGGCUCAUUUUAAUGAAGAUCAUUCUCAUUGGGACACAACCAACUUUAAAUUUUAUUCCUUUGUAAUCUGACUUUUUUUUUUUUUUUAAGCACCAGAAAGCCCUGUGUCCUGGACUGCAUUUUCUCUAACUCCUAGCAGGCCUCUUGCCCCAGUUCUGCCAUAAUAAUGGACGGGAGACUGGCUCACCGGGAUGUUUUUCAAAUUAGUUGAAAUUUCUUGCACAAGAUUAUAUAUGGGUUAACCACUGAUGCUGGAAGCAGUGCAGCCAUCAUCAGUUUUCUUAGUUUCAUCCUUGAGAUAUUUGGAAUCUCUUAUUGGAUAGUCUUGUUUGAUUUUGAACCUUGGAAAAAUAGUCUUGGAAAAUAAGAGAAAACCCUGAGUUUUUUGUACUAAUCACCUCUACUGCACAAUGUUGUUCUUCUCUUUCAUACCUCCCACCCCCCCUUCCUGUGGCCUUUUGUGGGCUUAAACGAACAUCAUUUAGAUAGAGGAUUGUAAAAGCUUUUACAGGCCCCAAUAACCCUUUAGACUGGGAAAGCCUCUCCUCCCCUCCUUUUUCACAUUGAGCUCGGGACAGUGCCUGUGCCUCUGGAUGCAUUUCCACUCCUCAUAUUUAUUUGUAAAGUUAAGGUUUGUUGCUAGCCAGGAAUUAUAAAGGUAGCACACUCAAAGAAGAAAAUACAAUUUGUUUAACUUUUCCAAUAUUUUGUGAAUUAUCAAAAGCAGAAAUUUGUAUAUCUUUUUAUAAUAAAUAUACAUUUCUGAAAACUUUUCUCCAGGUACUUUACUUUAUCUAGUUCCAUUUUUGGAAGUAAAAAAAAAAGAAUAAAGCAUGUUCCUUACUUAA
Gracilinanus agilis (Agile Gracile Mouse Opossum) is the source of this 3621-nucleotide messenger RNA. RefSeq names its product transmembrane 7 superfamily member 3 (gene TM7SF3). The record is from RefSeq and is a predicted model, not a curated record. The coding region runs from base 73 to 1791 and encodes 572 amino acids. NCBI's taxonomy places the organism in Eukaryota, Metazoa, Chordata, Mammalia, Didelphimorphia, Didelphidae. The transcript is spliced from 12 exons.